This is a messenger RNA of Prorocentrum cordatum, 2856 nucleotides long. NCBI's taxonomy places the organism in Eukaryota, Dinophyceae, Prorocentrales, Prorocentraceae. The record is from the annotation of a GenBank genome assembly.
AUGCCGAUGCUGGUGGUCCGCAACCCCGCAACGGGUGACCCGUGUUUCGACGACGAAGAGGACCAGCAGGUCCGCACGGAUGCGCUGUGCUCCAUUUUCGAGGCCACAGAGUUGCCCAUGGCCGACGACGGCGGACCCCAGGAGAUCACUGAUGCCCCCGAUGAGGACCUCAUAGGCCAGUACGACGCCAACGAUGCGACCCAGGCUUUGGUGGGGGCCCCCAACUUCAAGAGCGCCCCAGUCCUCAAGUGGACGGACCCCGCCACCUCCCAGGCCCCACGACAGGACCCCGAAGGAGCUGCUGCCGAACUUUGGAAGCUCAGUACGGAGAUUGUUGGAGAUCCCCUUCUUGGAGUAUUUCAGGCCGCGCAGGCUUAUCGAAGAGCGCCCCAGGGUUUCAGAGACGGUGAAACAGUCUCCCUGAGGAAGCCCAAAGGUGACGGGUUGAGCGCCAAGGACCAUUACAGAACCAUCAACCUCAUCGGCCAUGCGGGCAAAGCUUUCACAAAUGUGACCAUUAUGCCAGAAUCGCGCCAGAUGUCUCGUAAGUUGCCCAUCGCGCAGUUUGGCGCGCUGCAAGGCCGUUCUACUCGCGAUGCCAUUGCUCUGGUCGACGAGGUCGGCAGACGACUAUUCAUCGCGAUGUAUGACAUGAUUACCACUGAUAUCGGGGACCAAACGUUAGCCGCGGGGUUCAAGGGCGUCCAGGUUCAGUACGACCCCUCCUUCCAGGUUUUCAGGAAUUCUGAGGACUUUGCGGCUAUUGAAUUAUCCGUUCUAGACACGUCCCAGAUCAAAUUCGUGGAUGACUUAAUCACGCUGACUAUCGUCGACGACUUCGACGCUGUCACCUCGUUCCUAGACUUCCUGAGGACUCAGGUUAAUGCCAGCGGCCUGACCAUGAACGUCUGCGCCCUGCACCCGACACCGACAGUUAAGUACCUCGGCUGCCUGCUCUCUGCCACUGGUUCCUACUCUCCCGAGAUCAAGACUCGCCUCACCUCUGCGAAUAAGGCGCACGGUCGUCUUGCCCAACGUGUUCUAAAGGGCAACCUCAGUAUUCGUUUGAAGGUGCGGUUGUGGUGUUCGCUAGUUCGUUCGAUCGCGCUGCACGCGCUGGAGGUAGCUUUCUUGACCCGAGCCGACCUGAAGAAGUCGGAACGAUGGCAGACCCGCAAACUUCGGCAUAUUUUGCGGCCCCCCGCCCACAUGCACCGCGUAUCCAACUCGGAUAUUCGCAAGCGAGCCAACAUCUUCAGCGUCAGCUCUACUCUGCUGCAUCGUAGGCUUCAGUGGCGGCGGCAUGUCAUAUCACCAGGAUGCAACGAUCGGAAGGGGUUGGAGAACCGCAGGUUUGCGGUCCACUCGAUUAUUGCCAACCGUGUGAAUAUUCCUUGGUUUGACCUCAGUGCCCGCAGGUGCCCAUACUGCUCCCAAGUAUUUACCCGCAAGGACGCCUUGAUCAGGAAACGAGACGCGGGCGAGGCAGGAGUCGAGAGCACCAAACCGACCGCCGACACCGAAGUUGCUGGCAUCUCGAAGAAGGACCGCUUGAUGACCAAGCUUCUGCUCCAGCACGCGGACAACUUUCGGGGCUCGGCGAGAGACCAGAACGCGGUGGUUCGGCUCCGAGCCGGUUCUCAGAUGCAGGUGGCGCUGGAGUCGAGCACGUCACAUUACCAGAAGGCAGGGAAGGAGGCCAGGGACACGGUCGCGGCCGCCGACUACCGCGGCCACCCUCUCGGCAAGAAGCCCGAUGCGUACCUCCGCAUGCUGUUGUUCAGAUUGAGCGAGGCGGUGGGGGACAGACUCGAAGAGGUCAAGGCCGCAGUGGCCCAGGGCGCCAAUCCACAGAAAUCAGCCUUGGCGUUGAUGACACUCGUGGAGUUCGGGAAGAGCCUCAAGGAUCCCGAAGUGAAACUCAAAGCGACGAGGUGCUUCGACGCGAGAGUGACAAAGACGAUCGACGGAAAAGAAGUGGAGGAGGCCAAGUGGAUAUUCGCUGCUAUGUCGCACCCCGCGGCGACGUCAGCGUUGCAUGUCCUCAAAGCCAACGGGGGGGUGAAGUCAGCGAGUCUGAUCUUAGAGGACGACGAGGCUCCACGGUCCAAGACUGCCAAGGAGCUCGAGAAGAUGAUAUUCAAGGGGGGAGGUGCUUUGGGGGCGAUCCUUAUUGCGGCAGUCUGGCUCUACCCCGUCUGGUCCGUCCCCAUCUGGGAGGUGUGUCCCGACUUCCCGGCCGACAUCGUGAAGGAGGACCCAGGGGAUGCGGCGGAGCACGCCGAGCCGGCGGAGCCCGGGGAGCACCGCGCGUUGGGCGAGAACCCAGGCGAGAGCGCCGCGGGGCUCAGACCUCGGAACGCGGCCCUGGGCGCCGAGGACCCCGGGCAGCCGUUGCUGGUCUUCGGCUCGUUGCGGCGGCUGGUGGAGCUGCAGCUGGUGCACCCGGAGCUGCUGCGGGCGCUGCGGCGGGCCUUCGGGCGCAGCGAGGCAGGGCACCGCCGCGGCGCCCUGGAGGACUUCCACGACGAGUGCUCCGGGGGAUCUCCGCAACCUCCACUUCUGUCGCAGGACCGCUGGCCGCGGGCGGCGCUGGCGCGCGCGCUGGAGGGGCAGCUGGCCGGGCAGCGGGGCGCCGACCCGCAGGGCCUGCGGAGGAUUCUCCGUCGCCUGCGGCAGCCCGGGGAGUUCGGCAACCCGUCCGAGCCGAUGGAUUUCUCGGAGCGCCCAGCGCGGUGCCGUACGCCCGCGAACGACUACACGGUACACCUGCUGCACUACAUCUACAACACUCUGAUCAUGAAGUUUUGCUUGCACCUGAACAACAAUACUGUCCUGCGCAAGCUCUCCCAGUAG